AUGGUUGAACUCAAAGAUCAAGACAUGGUAGAAGGUAUGCAAUGCACAACACAUCCUUACACAAAGAACCCUGGUGGUAUCUGUCCACUAUGUCUCCAAGAAAAGCUAGGUAAGCUAGUCACUUCUUCUUUCCCUCUCCCUAAACCAAACCACCUCUCUUCUCCUAACUCCUCCUCUCCUUCUUCCACCACCUCUUUUGCUCUAUCUCUCUCAUCUGGAAGCAAAGGAAGGGACAACACUAACAACAACAAUAACAACCUCCCGUUUCUACUUGCCAAGAAGAAGAGUAUGCUCUCAGCUUCUUCAUCCUCUUCAUCUUCAGCUAAUCUUAUCUAUAAGAGAAGCAAGUCAACGGCUGCUGCUUAUGGUGAGGGUUUCAACAACCAGAGGAAACGAAGUGGUUUCUGGUCGUUUCUUCACCUCUACUCUUCCAAACACCAAAUCGCCACCACCACCAAAAAAGUUAGCCAUUCUUCUAGGCCAAGAAACCAGAGAACAGAAACAACAGAGACACCAAAGAGGGUUGUUGUUGGUGGAGGGGGUAUUGAUGUGAUAGUAGAGGAAGAAGAUGAGAGUCCUAAGAACAAAGUAGUUGUAGAAACGCCAACAAACAGUGUUGCCAGUGGUGGUGGUGGUGGAUCUUCUUUUGGGAGGAAAGUGUUGAGGUCUAGAUCUGUAGGGUGUGGAAGUAAAAGCUUCUCUGGAGACUUCUUUGAGACGAUCUCUAAUGGGUUUGGAGAUUGUGCAUUGAGAAGGAUUGAGUCACAGAGAGAAUCCACAAAGGCUAUUAGUAAUGGUGGUGGUGGGGAAGCAGCAGCUGAUGAUCCCAUGAGUGAAAUGGUGAAGUGUGGUGGUAUCUUUGGUGGGUUUAUGAUUAUGACAUCAUCAUCAUCAGCAUCAUCAACAGUUGAUCAUCAUCAUAAGAUGGGGAAUAGAAGCUGGGGAUGGGCUUUUGCUAGUCCAAUGAGAGGAGCCAAGACUACUACUCAUAGAGAUCGUACGAUUACAGAGUCUUCAACUAUUGACAAGAACACAUCUCCAAACUUGGACUCAGUUCCUUCAUUAGUUGCUAUGAAAAGCUAA
Eruca vesicaria subsp. sativa (arugula) is the source of this 1083-nucleotide messenger RNA. The record is from the annotation of a GenBank genome assembly. Lineage: Eukaryota; Viridiplantae; Streptophyta; Magnoliopsida; Brassicales; Brassicaceae.